Messenger RNA from Malaya genurostris, 1904 nucleotides. RefSeq lists its product as uncharacterized. The coding region runs from base 51 to 1415 and encodes 454 amino acids. The record is from RefSeq and is a predicted model, not a curated record. NCBI's taxonomy places the organism in Eukaryota, Metazoa, Arthropoda, Insecta, Diptera, Culicidae. The transcript is spliced from 2 exons.
UCUGACAAUUUGUUUAUUUGGUGAUUUUCUGUUUACAUAUUUUAAAAAGAAUGUCGGUGUCAACGACCGUAGAACCUUACCUACCGAAUUCAAUACCUUUUGCUCAAUACAUUGAACAACUUGAAUACGUUUUUAUCAACAACAAUGUGCCUGAGCAGAAAUAUAAGACUUCCUUCUUAGCCGUUUGUGGUGUUACGGUUUUUUCUGAGAUCAAAAAGCUUUUUCCUGGUCAUGAUAUUAAAAAUUUGACUUACCAGCAAAUAACGGAAUCAUUGAAGAAAAGAUUCGAUAAAUGCGACUCUGAAGUGAUUCAUAGUUACAAAUUUUGGAGCAGGCGACAAGGAAAGUAUGAAAAAUCUGAAGAUUUUGUAAUCGCAGUAAAAGUUUUAGCCGAGCAAUGUGGUUUCGGUACAUUUAAGGAUAGAGCGAUUCGUGAUCUUUUAGUAAUAGGUGUUUAUAACCGAGAUAUCCAAAAGCGGUUAUGUGACGAAGAUGAUCUUACUGCUACCAGAGCAGAGAAACUAAUUUUAAAUCAUGAGAUUUCUAAUAAUAGAACGAGUGUCUUAAAAGAAGACGAAGAUCAUAACAUAUCAAUAGUUGCUCGUUUGGGCAGGAAAGAUAUUCGAUCUCGUUCAAAACAAAGAUAUAGGGAUAGAAGUAGAAGUCAUAAUCGAAGUGUAUCCUUUUCGCCUAGAAAUAAAAAGCACGGAUACGACAAUCAUAGAUACAACUCAGACAAACCGUCUUAUUUGUGUUCCUUCUGCAAAAGAAGAGGACACACACGAAAGUUUUGUUACAAAUUAUACUACAAAGGCAAAUAUCAGGAAGAGGUCAAGUUUUUGAGCCCUCCAAAGAAAAAUGGUAGUUCACUUGAACAUUUCAAAAGACCGGAACAUACCAAAGAAGAAGAUGAUGAUGAUGAUGAGGAUAUGUAUUGCAUGAUGAUUUCCUCGAUAAAUCUAAUAAACGAACCUUGUUAUGUUGAGGUAUUAAUAGAGAGAAAGAGUUUGGAAAUGGAAAUUGAUUGCGGGUCGGCAGAGACUGUUAUUUCUGAAGAACUAUAUUUAAAGACAUUUUCAUGGAUCAAGCUUUUACCUUGCAACAAGAAAUUAGCUGUGAUUGAUGGCAAUAGGUUGAAGGUUCUUGGGAGAUUAAGCGUAUCGGUACAAUUGAAAGGAAAAAAACAGCAGCUCUAUUUAAUAGUUCUUCGGUGUAACAAAAAUUUUGUACCACUGCUAGGUCGUACUUGGCUUGAUUGUUUCUAUGAAGGAUGGCGAAAUAUUUUUUCAAAGCAUGGUGUCCAGAAUGAGCAUAUUCACAAACUUGGUGUGCAGGAUGGUAUCGAGGAGUUGAAAAAUUUCGCUCGGUGGCAGAAUGAUAACAGCGCACAGGCGACAACUAAAGGUACCAAUUGAUUAUCGUCGAGGAUGCGAUGGCAGAUUUGUGGUGCAGGAAGGAAACUGUAUGAUUGGUUCCAGCAAGAGAAACAGAGAGGAUGACGUCGAAACCGAAGAAGAAAUUUCCGACCAAGAACAGGACUUUUACGGUUUCGCAGCUGAUUCUUUUAUUUUUGGAGAAGAUACUCCGUUCGAAGAUCAACUAGAUAAUAAACCAAACGCUCAACAGUUCAAAGCUAUCAGAAGAUCAGGGCGAGAAGUGAAGAAGAAAAGAAAAAUAGAUUUUUUGUAUUAUUAGCUAAUAUUUUGAAAAUGCUUGUUCAGGUUAUUAAGUAUUUGAAUAUGAUAUGUUGAAUUAUGUUUCAUUCUUGAAGAAUGGAGGAGUUGUUAUGUUAUACUAGUUCUCAAGAGAGAGUUUGACUCGCGAGAGAGAAAAGUGAAACUCAUGUCAGAAACGAAGUGAGGUCUGAGAUAAUAAACUCAUUAUUAGUUUGUACUCCAGUUUAA